CUUAAUUACAGAGCAGCCCAUUCCAAAUGAUGGCAGCCAUUUUUAAGAGCUCGGGAGUGGAAUGCACGUUUUCUCUCGCACCUCAUCCCAACAAAACUUGGAGAAGAAAUAACAUCGUCGGGUGUAACGCUGCGGCAAAGCAUAGCCAAAGGGAAAAUGAAGUGGUUUUCCGGCGACGGCAAAUGCUUCUGGCCUCCACUUCCGUCCGCAUGCCCGCACCGCUUGUAAUGCCGAGCAAUGAGGCCUCAAAUUUGACGGAUUUACAUAAAUUGCAGGCUGCACAGAAGCUCAAGUUCAACUAUUCCUCCAACGUUGAUGUGGCUUCGCUGUUUUCUUCGUCUAAUUCCUGCAAAGGAACCCCCGGGGAGUUUUCCGGCAUGGUUUCCGUGCCCUCUCAACAUUACUGCCUUGGAAAUUAUGACUUUGUUCAAGCAAAAGUCACGAUGCCUGGAUUUGGAAGGAAAUCUCGGGCGGAUCUGGUAAUAGAAGGGAUAAAGGUGGAGAGGGAGAAGCCAUUAUGUUUUGAUGUGUAUAUCAGACCGGCGUGCAGAGAAGAGGAUGAUGAAUAUGCAGGAUCUUUUAUUCACAUUCCUCCUCGCCAAAACCGGAACAAGGGCAUCUGCCGGUGCAGUUUGAGGUUAGAAAUAAGCGACAUACUCCAUGAUUUUGAUUUUAAUUAUUCAGAGCAUCACACCAGUGUUAUUGUUACGCUUGUGCCCAAAUUCAACACCGAUCAACUUCCCAUUGCUGCAGAAAAUAUCUGUAUACAAAAAGCUUGAUUCCAUCAAGGCUAAUCUGUAUAAAUCUGAGUACAAUAGAAAAAAAAAGUAUAGAGCCGUUUUACACAAA
Cryptomeria japonica (Japanese cedar) is the source of this 849-nucleotide messenger RNA. RefSeq lists its product as uncharacterized. The transcript has a single exon. Gene Ontology annotation, molecular function: catechol oxidase activity. The record is from RefSeq and is a predicted model, not a curated record. Lineage: Eukaryota; Viridiplantae; Streptophyta; Pinopsida; Cupressales; Cupressaceae. The coding region runs from base 27 to 779 and encodes 250 amino acids.